Molecule: messenger RNA, 1719 nt
Organism: Apus apus (common swift)
Lineage: Eukaryota; Metazoa; Chordata; Aves; Apodiformes; Apodidae
Gene: TMBIM1
Product: transmembrane BAX inhibitor motif containing 1
Exons: 12
Coding region: 238-1185 (315 amino acids)
Biological process (GO): negative regulation of apoptotic signaling pathway
Cellular component (GO): endoplasmic reticulum; Golgi apparatus; membrane
Source: RefSeq, a predicted model, not a curated record
GCCGGCUGGAGCCCCCGUUCGGUGGGCGAGGGUCUGUCCCGGGGAGCACCGGGAGGGGGAGCGCACCCCGCCCCGCGGCUCACUCGGCCCCCCGGGGCGCAGUGGCGCGGAGCGGCCGCGGGGGGGCGCGGCGUGGGGGGCGGGCGGUGCCUUCCCCCGCCCCGUCCCGGCUGGUCGUGGCCGCAGCCCGGCGGAGAACCGCGCAGCAGGUGCCUGUGGCAGACACAGGGAGCUGGCAUGUCGCAGCCCAGCGCACCCCCCCCGUACGAUGACAAGAAUCCCCUCUACCCCCCGCCUGCAGGAGGCUAUCCCCAGCCCCCCCACUAUGCUGGGGGGUACCCACAUCCUGGGGGAUACCCUGCAGCAGGGGGGUACCCACAGCCAGGGGGGUACCCACAGCCAGGGGGGUACCCAGCAGCUGGGGGGUAUCCCCAGCCAGGGAUGGCCAUGCCCACCAUGCCUAUCCGAUUUGGUGAUGAUGGCAUCGGUGACGGCUCCCCCUUCCAAUCAGCCAACUGGGAUGACAAGAAAGUCCGGCACACCUUCAUCCGCAAGGUCUAUGCCAUCAUCUCCCUGCAGUUGCUGGUGACAGUGGGGAUCAUUGCCGUGUUCACCUUUGUCUCCCCCGUCCGCUCCUUUGUCCAGAGGAAUGUUGCGAUCUAUUACUCCUCAUAUGCCGUGUUCCUGGUGACCUACUUGGUGCUGGCCUGCUGCCAAGGUCCCCGGAGACGCUUUCCCUGGAACAUCAUCCUGCUGAGCAUCUUUACGCUGGCCAUGGGGCUGAUGACAGGGACGAUCGCCAGUAUGCACAGGACCAAUGCGGUCCUGAUUGCCAUGCUCAUCACUGCCAUUGUGGCCAUCAUUGUCACCAUCUUCUGCUUCCAGACUAAGGUUGAUUUUACAUCAUGUCCAGGGCUCUUCUGUGUGCUGGGCAUCGUGGUCAUGGUGACUGGAAUUGUCACCGCUAUUGUCCUCUCUUUCAAAUAUGUCCCCUGGCUCCACAUGCUGUAUGCAGCCAUCGGUGCCAUUGCCUUCACCCUGUUCCUUGCCUAUGACACCCAACUUGUGCUGGGGAACAGGAAGAACACACUGAGCCCCGAGGAGUAUGUCUACGGUGCCCUCACCAUCUACACUGACAUCAUCUACAUCUUCACCUUCAUCCUGCAGAUCGUAGGCCGGGAUUAGCCCUGGGACCCCUCCUGUCAUUCCCCCUCCCCCUGCUGUCCCUCACCCUGUCCUCUGGCCUCUGUACAGGAUAUGGCCUCUUACCCUGACUCCUAAUGCUUCGGCAUCCCUACCCGUAGGCUGCUAAGGAAAGGACUUCCCUUGGUCACCCCCCGACAAGCCUCCAAGGGCAGCGGGGGCGAUAGGCUGCCAGCAUUCAGACAGUGUCCAGCCUUGGCACCACUCACCAAAGCUGUGCCAGUGGUGCUGUGCUGGCAGCAGAGUGCCACGGUCCUGCCUGGGCACAGGGAGCUGGCCGUGGCCGCUGGGAUCAUGGUGGGAAUACUUUUUUGAUAGAACCUAGUGGGUAUCAUUCACUCAGUGCCUUAAAUGCAGUUCCAGCCGUGCCCCCUGUCCCUGAGCUGCACUGGUGCCCGGUGUGGGCGGGGGGGCAGCUGGGACCCCCAUGGCAGAGCUCACAUGGAAGAGGCCCUGCAGCCACGGACAUGGGCAAAGUUGCACUUGCUAAAUAAAACACUUCAGUUUUCCAGAUGG